CAAUCAGAGUUAAUUCCACUCAGCUGAUCAUUUGUGGCUCAGGAUGUCCCGCAGAGUAAAAGUCCUCAGCCUUGCAAUAAACCGUGACGUUGCCAGAGACUCCAGGCCUGAAAGAUCAAACUCUGCUCUGAGACGGAUAAGCUGCGGAGCGGAACGGAGCAGGUCAGAACCCACCUGAGAGAACUCAUCUGAGACCAAACGCUGCAGAGGGGAAAACCAGGAUGGAGAAGCUGCUGAGGAAGUGUCGGAUCAAAAACAUGCUGGUCAGGGAGUGCAUGGCGGAGUGUCUCGGGGUCUACGUCCUGAUUCUGUUUGGAUGUGGCUCUGCAGCCCAGGUGAUCACGUCUCAGGAGAGGAAUGGACAGUAUCUUUCCAUCAACCUGGGAUUUGCUUUGGGGGUGACGUUUGGGGUCUUUGUGUCCCGCGGAGUCUCAGGUGCUCAUCUGAACCCAGCAGUCACGUUGAGCUUGUGCUCUCUGGGUAGAUGUCGAUGGAUAAAACUACCAUUCUACGCCUUUUUCCAGGUUCUGGGAGCCUUUCUAGCUGCAGCUACAGUUGCUCUGCAGUAUUACGAUGCUAUCCAGAUGUACAGUGGUGGUCAGCUGACGGUGACGGGUCCCACCUCCACAGCAGGUAUUUUCUCCACCUACCCAGCUGACUAUCUCAGCGUAUGGGGAGGAGUCGUUGACCAGGUGAUCGGCACGGCCGCCCUGCUGCUGUGCAUCCUUGCUCUGGGAGACCAGAGUAACACGUUCAUCCCUGAUCACUUCCAACCCCUCCUGGCUGGAGCGUCGGUGCUGGUUAUCGGUGUCUCUAUGGGUUCUAACAGCGGCUACGCCCUGAACCCGGCCAGGGAUUUUGGACCUCGAGUCUUCACUUACAUUGCGGUAUGGGGAGAAGAUGUCUUCAGGGCCGGAAGUGGCUGGUGGUGGGUGCCAAUCGUUGCUCCCUGCAUCGGAGCGCUGCUAGGAACGCUGGUUUAUGAGCUGCUGGUUGAAGUCCAUCACCCUUCACAAAUGUCUGAUGACCAGAAUUUGUGUCUAGAAGAUUCAGCAGGGAAAAUCACUCUAGAGGUGGAGGAACCAGAGAGUGGAAAACCUGCUUUAAAUGGCUAAAUUAGGUGAAAACUGUCAAGUGUUGCACUUUAAAUGUAAAAUGAUCAAGAUAAAAUUAAAUAUUAGGAUAAAUCAA
Nothobranchius furzeri (turquoise killifish) is the source of this 1191-nucleotide messenger RNA. RefSeq names its product aquaporin 10b (gene aqp10b). The record is from RefSeq and is a predicted model, not a curated record. Gene Ontology annotation, cellular component: plasma membrane; basolateral plasma membrane. Gene Ontology annotation, biological process: water transport; glycerol transmembrane transport. Lineage: Eukaryota; Metazoa; Chordata; Actinopteri; Cyprinodontiformes; Nothobranchiidae. Gene Ontology annotation, molecular function: glycerol channel activity; water channel activity; urea transmembrane transporter activity.